AUGGUCUGUACCAUGAUAGUUGCUUACAAGCCAAGUUGUAGACGAUCGAGCGCCGUAGCGGCGGCGGCAGCAGCAGCGGGAGCAACACACCCGCCUGCCUUCUCCAUCUCCAUUCUACCACCACCUCUGAGCCCUGGUCUUUACGGGGUCGAAAAUAUCAGGCCCUCUUCGAUACCCCCAAGGCAGCCUUCUCCUCUCACUUCGCCAUGGCCCAGAACGCCAGGGCAAGAGGUAACGGGUCCUCUUGCUGGCUGGCCCGGAUUCGACACACUGGGACACUCUCCCACGGCACCAUCAACUCCCCAGUACGCCUGGAGCACUGAUCGCAGCUUUCUCUACUCCCACUUAUCAGCCUGCGAAGAAGGCUGUACGCAACACGCCGCGGCUGUCCAUGGUGUCGUCAAAACCCUUCGUGCCUACUACCCAGGAGGGCAGGGGCUUCAUCCGUGGGGAGGGGGGGGAUGGGACUCGGAGAGCAGCGGGUGGGCAAACAACUCACCCCUACCUCCGAGCAUGUCUGGCGACAGCAACAUACCAUGGGACAUAUCCAGGCACCCGCCUAUUCUAGAGGAUGCUGAUCUGUUUGCGGUCUAUAUAAACCUCAUUUCCCAGUUCAAGGCAUCGUUAGAUGGGAACCCAGAUGCGUCGAACCCCUACAUCAAGUAUUAUGUUCCAUACUGUAUUCAGUCGCAGCUCCUUCAGCGUGUCGGUGUCUACACAGCUGCGUGUUUCCUCGCCGAUUCUGGACAUGUUGAUCUCACGGCGGCCAUGGCGCAGAAAAGCCAAGUAUUUGAGCUCGUCAACAUGCAUCUCAGCUCGCAACUGUCUACCAGCGACGAGGGGAUCACAGGUGUCGUUCAGCUUGUUCUCAACGAGUGGCACUGGGGAAACGAAGGCGACUUGCGUGCCCACUUGAGCGGCUUGCGAGAGAUGAUCAGGGUCCGAGGCGGAUUUCGUACCCUGGGUUUACACGGGCUGAUCAGCAAGCUUGCCAUCACAGCCGAUGUGGCCAUUGCCUUAUCCUCUGAAACGGCCCCUUUCCUGCGUGGCGGCGCCGAGUUUGAGUUCCGCGACAACAGUCAUGUGCCGCUGCGUCUGCCACUCAACACACCUUUUAUCCCCAAACUCGCAACUUUUGCAUCCUGUGGCGAAGCCCUUCGCACCCACGGCGCCGUGGCCUCUAUCCUCGACGACAUGCGGUUCCUCCUUGCCGCCGUCCUUGCGCUGCCCCAAGAGCCGACAGCGAAAGAGCUCCAAAAAGUGCAUACGACAUCAGGAUGGAUCCACGAAAGAAUGGUGAACCUCUCCGUGGAGGGCCCGGCGCUACGUCGCCUGUCCACUGCCGCAGCCGCGGCGUCUCCUGCCCCGUCAUCAGCCGCCAGCACCACUUCAGCAACGUUUAGCCCAUUAGACACCAGGCCUAGUCCAGAACUGGGAGACGACUACCACAGCAGCACCAGGGGUCGGCCUCUUGGUCUGAAGCAGCAGCAACACUCUCCACUUCCUGUUCGUCCCAUGCAACUGCCAGGCGACGAACACUCCAGCGUGCUGCGCCUCGACGGCUCACCAUCGCCAGCCCGAGCUGCAGCCUCGUCCACACACUCCACGGCGAUGAUGCCGUCGGAUCCUCCAGAUUACAUUUACCAGUCGGUCCGGCUCGCCGCCAUCCUCUACAGCCGGGCCAUCAUGCUCCGCCGUCCCUUCAAGCAGAUUGUAACACCGGCGGAGCACCUACAACUUUGGAGGACCACAUGGAAGGUGCCGCUGUCCACGUGGCGGUCCCUCCUCGGGGUGUUCAACUGGAUUCUGCUGCCUCUUGUGUCGUCGUCGAGCACCCAGGAACAGGACUCGAACAACCACGGGCACUUUGUCAAGGGCAUGCUGAACGUAAGCUUGCUGCAAAUCGGGAUGGAGAAUUGGGAGCUGUGCGGCGGGGUUAUGGAAGCGUCCGUGGGCCUGCAGAGGUGGUUGUCGGGGAGCGGAGUUGAAGCUGGGGACGGUGGCAACGAGGGUCAAAAAGAUGAUGGGGCGGGGAUGGAGAAACGGGGGGGGGAGAAAUUGGAUAGGGGGCAGGGACCGAAGGACAAGGGCAAGCAGGUUGCCGGGUGA
This is a messenger RNA of Podospora pseudocomata, 2109 nucleotides long. RefSeq lists its product as uncharacterized. Lineage: Eukaryota; Fungi; Ascomycota; Sordariomycetes; Sordariales; Podosporaceae. The coding region runs from base 1 to 2109 and encodes 702 amino acids. The transcript has 4 exons. The record is from RefSeq and is a predicted model, not a curated record.